AUGGCUAAGACUACUCGCCCUCCAAAUACAUCAGUACUAGCCAAAUCUUCCGGAGUCCAUGAUGCUCCCUCGCUCCCAGAGAGUGACUCUCAGUGGGAGAAGGCCCUUCUAGAUGUGAAAUGGCUUUUGUUCAACCAACAAUACAAGCAAUGUGCCAUGCGAUGCAAGCAGCUGAUUGACACCGCUUCCCCUCCGCUUCAUCCUAUUCGUGCGACUUACCUCCAUUACCAUGCUGCCACUGCAUAUGAGUACAUGGGAAGGGCAGCUCAUGUCUAUUCAACAGUCAAGAUUCCGCUUCUGACCGAGGCUAUGGAGCAUCACAAAUCUGCGUUCGUGUCUUUGCCAGAGAUGGUCCCAGUGCCGGCCCCGAGCCAACAGGAAGACUUCGAGCCUGCUUCUUUCUUGUGGUCACCCACCAUAGAGUCUCAGUCUCCUACUACCGUCGCAUGGAGCGAUGGGGUUCCGCCGAUUCCUCCUACCUCACUUCCUCCUUCUGCGUUGAUGGCUGCUGCUGUUUGGCCUGAUUCGUCCACCUUGUCUCCUCGGUCUCCUGUUACUGUCAUCGCGUGGAGCCCCGGAGUUACGCUGACCCGCCAUGCUUCUCCUGCUAGAGUGUCGCGUACUCCAUCUCCCGAUCCUUCUGUCAUCACUGCAUUUCACGUCACGCCGCCUCAUGCAACUCGUGGAGAAUCGCGGCUUGACUACAAUGAACCUGCCUCUGACUCUCCCCGUCCUUCUGUCACCACCGAGUUUUGCGUCACGCCGCCUCAUGCAGCUUGUGGAGAAUCGCUGCUUGGCUACAAUGAAUCUCCCUCUGACUCUCCCCGUCCUUCUAUCAGCACUGCGCUUUGCGUCACGCCGCCUCAUGCAGCCCGUGGAGAAUCCCUACUGGACUACAGUGAAUCUCCCUCUGGCUCUCCCCGUCCAUCUGUCAUCACUGAGUUUUGCGUCACGCCGCCUCAUGUAGCUCGUGGAGAAUCGCAGCUUGACCUUGACUACAAUGACCCUUCCCCUGCCUGUCAAUUGUCAUCACCAUCUCAAGCAACCUUCUUUACGCCUCAAAGCAGUCGAUCUCGCCUGCCUGUCAGAAGCCAACUGGUUGCCUUCAAUGGUGGCAAAGAUGGGCCUCCCCGCGAGGGAUCUGUCAUCCGAGAUACCGCGUUUGACAAUUUCAUUCCCGAAGCCGAUGGUGACCCUUUCGUGAAUGACACCCCUACCCAACAUCACCCUCAAACGCGUAUUCCAGUGCGUCUACCUCCGGUCAGAUUCCCAGCUGAGCUCAAGGAUCCAAUGAAGCGAAGAGACCUUGUUCCAUCCCCGCUCGCAAUUCGAAAGCAGUCUGGUGAGAUUCUCAUGUGCAGGGAUUCCGCAAUGAUAGCACCUGCUGCUUCUGAGAAUGAAACAGCCGAGAAGAAGAUAUCUGAUAACGAGCUAAUGCCACCUCCGAGGUCUCGACUUCCCCGGCUGUCCAACAACAUCACCCCAUCCAGACACAUGAAUGCUGGCACGGAGAAGAUAGACACUUCACUCCUAGCACCACAGUCGAUGCGCGUGAACUCGCUUCUUACCUCACACUACAUGACCAUCGGGCGACCCAUGGCGCCAUCGCCCAGCCCUCCAUCCAGCUCUUCGCCCCCCGUGCAGAGGCCGAUGUCCGUCCUCAGAGUGCCGUUCCAAAGCCACCCAGGUUCGCCGAAUACUGAUACAGACUCAUCCAACCCUCGUUCCCCUGUAUCCUGGUCUGGACAUACCAGCUCCAAGAGCACCGCCAUGAUCCUUGAAUUCAACGACACCAUCGCGUGGCUCGCCGAGAAGAUUCCACACUACAUCGCCGAUCUCGAGAAGCAGAUCGAGCGUGUUAAGGCGGUGCAGCAGGCCCGCCGCGCCCGUCACCCAGCUAUGAACCGCUCUGUCUCCUUUUGGACUUUUACUCCCAUCAAGCCCCACACCAAUCCGGGCGAGUCUCCGGUUGCACCUCGGGUGGAGGGGCCCAAUGUUGACGAAUUUGGGAAUGUUAUGCGACUUGAGUCCAAGGAGCAGCGUAUGAAGCGGCUUAGGAAAGAAGGCUGGGUCAUUGGGUUUCGGUCGAAGCAUAGUAACUGGAAGGGGACUGAGUAUUACGAUCGACUUUGUGAGGAUGCUUUGGCUGAGCUUGGUCCAUCUGGUAAUGGAUCUCGUGAAUGGCUGAAUCGGUUCCAGAACCACUAG
Molecule: messenger RNA, 2208 nt
Organism: Penicillium bovifimosum
Lineage: Eukaryota; Fungi; Ascomycota; Eurotiomycetes; Eurotiales; Aspergillaceae
Exons: 2
Coding region: 1-2208 (735 amino acids)
Source: RefSeq, a predicted model, not a curated record